Molecule: messenger RNA, 2951 nt
Organism: Plectropomus leopardus (leopard coralgrouper)
Lineage: Eukaryota; Metazoa; Chordata; Actinopteri; Perciformes; Serranidae
Gene: oafa
Product: OAF homolog a (Drosophila)
Source: RefSeq, a predicted model, not a curated record
UCACUGCUCUCACUCACUGCUCACACUCACUCACAACACAAAGUUUGGAGGCCAGGCGAGCGGUGGGAUACCGACGGAUAGGAAGUGACGGGACUGUAUGAAUUGCAGAAGGAGGAAAAAAGGAGACGGGAAUAUCAACACAAAGCAGAAUGAGAAGUAACGUGCGAUCAUCGGGAUAUUAGCGCGAGAGGGGAAAACUGAAAUGCACAUGAUCUUAUUGUCAACGCCGGAGCGAGAGACUUUCAAUGGGAGUGAACUCAGCUCACAGAAGUGAAAAGCCGAGAUUUUAGUUAAGGAGGGGAGGUUGUCGUCUGAUUUCUAUGACCGUGUUUGUAACUCUGGAAAGUGCUGGCACCCGGGGGGGCAUAUGGAAGCGCCAUCUAUAGACUCCACUUUGAAUAUUAAGUCAAAGACUUUACGAAAACAGCCUGGGAAAUAUUAAGGGGAUAUGAGCGCAGAUCUUUUGAUUUCGCCUCGGUUUUUUCCUGUCGGCUUCAGUUUUGCGUCUCCGGGGAUGUUUGCGAGUUGCAUCUCUGCGGCUUCAGUUCGGAUACUGACCCGUCUGUGCGCCCUGGUGCUGGUGGCCGCUGUGGGACUCGGGUCAGAGCUGCGGGUUCGAGUCCGGCUCGCUGACGGACUUGUUACCGAGGAGGUUUUGGAGGCGGACACCGAGAGAGACUCGAUAUCGCUCGAGUUCAAGCAGGGAGAUGGGGCACUCAUCACUUUUGUGGCGGACUUCAAACAGGAUGUGAAGAUAUUCAGAGCGCUGAUCCUGGGUGAGCUGGAAAGAGGGCAGAACCAGUACCAGGCCCUGUGCUUCAUCUCUCGCCUAAGCCGCAAUGAGAUCAUCCCGAGCGAGUCCAUGGCUCGCCUCAGACAGAAAAAUCCUCAGGCCAUUCGCUUGGCAGAGGAGCGGAGAGGACUGGAGCAGCUGACGAUGAGCGCGGCAGUCAAUCUGAGUCAGGCCUCUCAGCUCAGCUCCCACAUCCACAACAUGUGCAGCGAGGCCCGGGAGGCCAUUUACACCAGGGAGUCCGAUGUCAAACACUGGCUGGACAAAGGAGUGGAUGGCUCCAUAUUCGAGGUCCUGCCCCAAACAACAGAGGCGCCAAGCUUCCAGGCCUGUUACUCCACUAAAGACUUAUGGCAGCCUUGUCUCUGCACAUACAGCCUGCGCCUGGAGUGGUACCCAUGUCUGCUGAAGUACUGCCGCAGUCGAGACACCACGGGCAAAGGCUCGACCUACAAGUGCGGCAUUAAGAGCUGCAGCAAGGGCUAUCAUUUCACUUACUAUGUUCCCCAAAAACAGCUGUGCCUAUGGGACGAAGAGACCUAGAAUUUUAUACUGGAUGGCUAAGAAAAGAGAAAUACUUUUUUUUCCCCCCACAGCCGAGCCAAUGCUUCCCCACCCGUGCUAUUCAAAGUGAACACAGUAACACUGAACCUUGGUUUAUGUGAUCAACUGUCUCAGGUGGCGGAGCAGUGAGAUCCAGAUGUUCGAGCUGACACAGAAAUUCGGGUUCCAAAUGAGACCAAAACCUUUGAGGAAGGAGAGACACAACACGUCAUUUAGAAAGCACCCACUAACUUCUGGGAAAAUGACAAUUAAGUUGUAAUGUGACUUUGCCAAGAAGAUGUCACUUUUGUGCCUUUUUUUUUUUUUGGAGAAAUUAUUGGAGCAAAUGAUAGACGCCAACAACAGUAACCUCCCAAACAAGCUACUGUAUGCACAAAGCUGGACGGGGCAUUUCUGGUCAAUCAAACACCAGCAGAGGAAAGACAGAGCCUGAUCAAAAGGAGUCAUACUGGACAAACAUUAUCUCCCAUCCUGGUGAAGGAAAAUUUGGAUGGUGGAAUCAUCUUUCUGAUAAAGCUCUGUGAAAAACAGUUUGUAACCCAACAUCUGUUAAAAACAAUGGAAAUGCUUCUUAAAUGCUGGCUUUAUUUAUUUUGGUUGCAAAGUGAAAUUAUUGAGGACUAUUUUUUGUAUCUUUUUGCAUUAAACAAGCUCUUAAAGUCUAAACCAUAGGUCCUCAGUAACAAAGUAUUUAAACAUAUUUCAGAAAUGUUUAACCUCUUGGAUUUUGGAUGUUUUUUCUGGACUCAUCCAUAUGUCCCUUUGUUGCCAAGUUUUCAUGGUCGUACAGAGAGUGGAUCAACAGGUUUAUUAUCUCUAAUAGGACACCUGUAUCUCUGCUUUGCCUAAUCAAUAUUAAUGGGGGCCACCUUAUGCCCAACAGUCACAUUAUAAGCUGUUAAAACGUCAAACAAACCAAAGUCAAAGGAAAUACUGUCAAACACAAGGUUUCAGUUUCUAAAAGCAGACUAUUUACUAUGGUGUUUUUCCAUUUUUCACUCAAACCGCAGUAUGGCCUUUUUAGUAAUCUAUACUGCCAUCUUCUGGUUAAGCAGUGUUCCAUGUUUUCUUUUGUAUCCCAAUACCAUAACUUUGAUUUUUGGUUUGUCAGUUUUGUCUGUCCUCUGAACAAUUAAAUGUCUAUAAUUUAUGCAACUCAAAUCCCUUAUAAUAUUUCAUGCAUAAUUCAAGUAUUGAACUCAUGGGACCAAAUUUCAUUUUGUCUGUCUGUUCUUUAGAGUGAUAGGUUGAAGUAUGAUUUGGGCUUACCUCCACCUUCAUUUCAGUCUUACUGCCAUAUCUCAUAAAAAAUAUUUUGUGUUUUUGUGUGUGGGUAUGUCCUGCUAACUAAAGAACCAAAUGAGUGAAAUAUUUUCUAUUUGUGGCCUUUACUGGUGAUCAAGUGCCUUAACAUUUCCACUGAUAUCUUUGCUAUGUAAUUGUAGAUUAAGUUUGUAAACUUAUUUUUUCUAUGAAAGAAUUUUGAAUAUGUUGUAAAAAGUUGCUAUAAGGAGAAACUGGAGCAAUUAGGUGAUACCAUUCAAGAGUUGAGUUUUACACAAAUUGUGUCAAUAAAGUCUUUCUUUGCACUGCA